This is a messenger RNA of Vigna radiata var. radiata (mung bean), 729 nucleotides long. RefSeq lists its product as uncharacterized. The transcript is spliced from 4 exons. The record is from RefSeq and is a predicted model, not a curated record. Bases 148 to 540 code for a protein of 130 amino acids. Lineage: Eukaryota; Viridiplantae; Streptophyta; Magnoliopsida; Fabales; Fabaceae.
UCCGUCUUCUUCCAUUCUAAAUUCUCUCUCCAGGUUGUUCAUUCUAAAGUCUCCCUCCACCGUUCCAAAGUCUAGUUCCACGAUUUCCAACUCUAGACACAUUCUCGACAUGCUAUCGCAAUUCUCUUUCUUCACUUACGAAGUCCAAUGUUUCGUUGGUGCUUUAGUUCGCCAUUGACACCACCGCUAUUGAAGUCAGCCAUUGACGCCACCGCAAUCCUCUGGCCUAAGGCCACCGUUGACGGAUUAUCUCGAAAGGAGUCGUUUUUUCAUUGUGGUCGUUGUUCUUUCGGGAGUUGGGUGCGUUGGUCCUUCAAAAUAUUAUUUUUUCGCUAUCGAAAGGCAUAUCUGAAGCUGCACGAGAGCUUUUUAUGCAGAUUGAAGGAAAUCCCGAAAGGCCUGCUUUAUAAUCGCUACCCUAAUCUGCACAUUUAUUCAUAUCGGCCACUCCCUUCUCUGGAUUUAGUUGUGGCAAAAUCAUGCUCAGAAUUUGUGAGAAGGAAAACUUGGCUGCGUUUAGGAAGAAAUAUAUAUAUGUGACUGGAUCUUGGACGACGACAACUCCGAAGAAUUCAAAUGCUGCAACAUUUUGGAAUACUAUAGCAUUAGAAAUGUCUCCUUGGUUUAGAUUCUUCUUUUAUAGGAAAUGAAUAUAAAUUGUACAACAUUAUACUAUUUAAAGUCUAUUGUUUGGUUUUAUGUACAUGUCAACCUCUGAGAUUAAUAAUC